GCGAGGGCCACUCCCGGCCCUUUAAAAGCUCUGCGGCGCUUCCACUAAGUUGCUGUGAGUGACUGCGAGCGCGCAUCUGCGCUUCGGACCGGUGCGCGCUGUCCUCCCGGGGACACUCGGGACACUCGGGACGCUCGGAUGGACGCAGGGAGGAUCGGCACGUGCGCGGCGAACCAGCAGCGAGAUAUUCUGACUUUUACUGGAACUUCCAGAAGGAGAACAUAUUGACCUUCAAGUAACGGGAAAGAGGAGAAAAAUCCAUACACAGCUGAAACCUGAGUAAUAACACAGUAGCCUUAUCAGGAGAAAUAUUAUCUGGGAAGAUCAUGUCAGCGUGGUUUGCCAGAACAUUUUAAAGUUAACUCUUCGCAAUUUUAUGAAAAUCUAAAUUAUUGCAAAAAAUUCUCCAAGAGUUUUUACUAACAAGGUGUAACAAGAGCUUUAAAUUAUAAUCGUCAUCAAGCGCAUUUGCAUGCGUUACUUUUCUGAGAAUAGUUCGGAGGUGCUUUUCAUCCACACAAUACACCUCUUUUUGCAAGCGUUCAUUAAGCAUAAACAAUGGACUCCGGAGAGGCGGGUGUGUCUGAAAAGAAGAAGAAGUCCGAUGCUAGGCCCAAGUGCGUCCGGAGCUGGAGCGCUGACAGCUACGUGUGGAGCAGCAAGAAAGGAGCCAACCGAAGUAAGACGGGCGUGCGGCAUGCGGAGGGAGACAGGGCAGAAGACUCGGGGGCUCGCUCAGCCUCUUGCCCCAGGAGACGCAGAGAAAGAAAGUGCAGCUGUACGUCCCUCAGCGAGGCAAACUCUGAGCCCCCCUGUCAGAAAGCCCUGUCUCGCCGCUCCCUCCGGCAGAAGUUCCAGGAGGCGGUGGGCCAGUGCUUCCCCAUUCGCACCCACCACCACUGCCACCAUCAGUCUGGAACCUCGCACCCCUUCUCUGUGCUACUCUGGUCCAAGCGCAAGAUCCACGUGUCGGACCUGUCGCAGGAAAAGUGCCACUUCUCCACCACAUCUGAACUAGUGCACUGCUGGCACCUCAUUAAGAAGCAGUCCUCUCCGAACGGUAACACAGCGCGUGUGGAGAGCAGUCACAGAGCCAAAGGUUUCUCUUCCUCUUCUUCUACAUCCAGCCCACCGUUUGCUUCCUGGGAGGAGAUCAGCUGCCGUGGAGGUCAAAGCCCCGGAAACUGGGACUCCUCGUUCCCCCAUGAGGCAGAAGAUCCAUGCUCCCACGCUGACUAUGUCCUCGUGCCGGAUCUGCUCCAGAUCAACAACAGCCCUUGCUACUGGGGUGUUCUAGACCGCUUUGAGGCAGAGGAACUGUUGGAGGGCCAGCCGGAGGGGACCUUCUUGCUCCGUGACUCCGCGCAAGAUGAGUUCCUCUUCUCCGUCAGCUUUCGCCGUUACAGCCGGUCCCUGCAUGCCCGCAUUGAGCAGAACGGGAAGCGCUUUAGCUUCGACGGCAGCGACCCGUGCGUCUACCGAGAUCCCAGCGUCACCGGCCUGCUCAAGCACUACAGCAACCCGGCCACCUGCCUCUUCUUCGAGCCCCUCCUGUCCCGUCCGCUGCCCCGGAACUUUCCGUUCUCACUGCAGCAUUUAUCCCGAGCUGUCAUUUGCAGCUGCACCACAUAUCAGGGCAUCGAAGCGCUGCCCCUGCCGCCGGCCCUCCGGGACUACCUGCGGCAGUACCACUUCAAGUGCAAUGGGGCCUGUGCUGUUUAA
Scleropages formosus (Asian bonytongue) is the source of this 1722-nucleotide messenger RNA. RefSeq names its product suppressor of cytokine signaling 4 (gene socs4). Gene Ontology annotation, molecular function: 1-phosphatidylinositol-3-kinase regulator activity. Gene Ontology annotation, biological process: intracellular signal transduction; phosphatidylinositol phosphate biosynthetic process. NCBI's taxonomy places the organism in Eukaryota, Metazoa, Chordata, Actinopteri, Osteoglossiformes, Osteoglossidae. The transcript has 2 exons. The record is from RefSeq and is a predicted model, not a curated record. Bases 559 to 1722 code for a protein of 387 amino acids. Gene Ontology annotation, cellular component: phosphatidylinositol 3-kinase complex.